AUGGCGCAUUUCAAUGCUCCUGCCUUCUACGCCGACUUGAAAGGCCGGAGGCCCUCGAGCUUCGCGGCGGUGGCGCCCCGUCGGAUCGCUUACACGAUCGCCUUCUUGGUUUACGUAUCGUUUGGUUUCUCCGGCUACGCCGUCUUCGGCGAGAGCGUUCCAGGGAACGCUCUGGCCUCGUACGAGCUGAGCCGCUCGGUGCUGCUGAUGUGGCUCGGCAUGGGCGUAUGCGUGGUGGCGUCGUUCCCGCUGCUGUUCGCUGCGCUCAGAGACGCCCUCCUGCGACUGCUCUCCCGCGCGGCGGGAGUCUACCUGGACGCGCGGGGCCGCUCUGGCCAGGCCAUCACCGUGGUGGCCGUCGUCCUGAUCACGUUCAUCGGCGCCGAGUCCGAGGACCUGUCCGUGGUGGUCCCGCGGCGGGCGCGAUCUCUCACGCCGUUGGCUCUUGUUCGGCGUGCGGAUACCCGGCGCUGUGACUCUAUCCCUCAAGCGGCGACGAACUCGAGUCUUCAGCGCCCUAGGCUGGGUGCUCCUCGUGGUUGGCAGCGCUCUCGCUGUGGCGUCGUUCGUGGCCGUGGUCUGCCGGGACAUCCUGGAGGUGAUAUGAGUUGGCGGUGGUUGGUCUGA
Messenger RNA from Prorocentrum cordatum, 627 nucleotides. The record is from the annotation of a GenBank genome assembly. NCBI's taxonomy places the organism in Eukaryota, Dinophyceae, Prorocentrales, Prorocentraceae.